AUGUCUGCGUGGAUUGCAGUUGUUCUGUGCUGCCACCUUUUAGUUAUCAGCGCAAAACCACUUGAGGAGAAAAAGGAAAGUAGUGAUGACAGUGAUAGUCUUCCCGAGUUUACUGACGCCAAAUUUGAGAGAUCAGUGAGCGAUCCACAGUAUUGGAGAGGGCGAUUAUCUGAUAACAAAGAAGCUUUAAACGAAGCUCAGUAUUGGAGAGGCCGCUUAUCUGCAGACCCUCAAUACUGGAGGGGUCGAUUUAGUGACGCACAGUACUGGAGAGGGCGUUUCUCUGAUAACAUGGAGGAAAAACGGGAGCCACAAUACUGGUUUGGCCGGUUCAGCCGAGGGGACCGAGAGCACCAGCUACGAGCCUUAGUUCCUGGUCGUUUUGGGAGAAAUUUUCAAGGCAGGUUUGGAAGGAAUUUUCAAGGGCGCUUCGGUCGUGAGAACAUGCAAGGACGCUUUGGUAGAGAAGAAAAUAUGCAAGGUCGAUUUGGGCGAGAAGAUGACAUGCAGGGUCGGUUUGGUCGUGAUUUCCAGGGUCGUUUUGGUCGUGAUGAAUUACAAGGACGAUUUGGUCGUGAGGAGGAGGACGAGCAAGGCCGUUUUGGACGCAAUUUUCAAGGACGAUUUGGGCGAGAAGAAGAUUUACAAGGACGCUUUGGUCGUGAAAAAAUUGCGGACGAUAAAGAACAGGGACGCUUUGGUCGAGAAGAAGAGGAUGACCUUGAAAAAAUUGAGAAAACUCUGCAAGCCGAAGAGGAUUCGAAGGAGGAAAAACGUGAGGAGGUUAGGAGUUUAGAAGAUUCCAAAGACGAGAGUUCAGAAUCUUAACAAUGGAAUUAAAUUGGUAAGUACAAAAAACACACACGUUUUAACGAGUUUUUGUAAGAUUCUAGCUGCUAUGUGGUUAAAAAAACUAUUAUAUAUCAUUCAAGUAUUGUAUUAGUACGUUCAAGUCAGGUAGUUUCAGUCGCAAUCGCCGAAAAGCUGAUUGCAGUGUGUUUUCCACUUUUUGAGAAACAGCCUGAAAUUCUUGUCGCUAGUUUCGUCGAUUCCUUGCUCAUAAGUUUUGAUCGAUUCAAGCCCAUUUACAUGGCUAUCGGAUUGAAAGCUGGAUUGUGUAGAUUAUCGGAGAAGAUGUGCAAUGCCACAUGUGAUAUCCUUUUGAAGAUAUCUACCACAUAAUGAAGAAACUUUUUAUUUAAAAACCUGCGAGAUAUUUUAAUUUUAUUUAUUAUAUUUUGCCAAAAAGUUGGAAGGGGGUUUGGUGCUUGAAAGAAUGCCUUAUAUCUCUUACAUCAAAGACUGCGGGUCCGUACUUCGCUCUGAGCCCCACCCCCUUCCUCAAGUUCUGGGUUAAUGAUUUUCCUUGAGAUGCUGAGAAAUCAUCCCGGCACAGACUAACAUGUUUGGUUUUAUGAAGUCAGAACAGCUAUAUCUUUUAGCCCGAACAUAACGUUCCCACCCACUGUUUUUGUCUGAGUGGUUGCUACGAAACAUUUAUUGUCGGGCUUGAUCCUUUUAAACGCCACUAUCUUAUUUAUGUUCAUUAAAUUUACGUGCGUGCGCACGAAAAAAUGACAUGACCCGUAGAAAGGUGCAACGGAUAAGAAGGAGAGAAUGAAAGGUGCACAUAAUCAUUGGUGGAUUCGGACGACAAGUUGCAGCAAGACGUUGCGGCCACUCGUCGCAGCGACAUAUCGUUUCUUGUGAAAAAUUUGGUCUCCGCAACAGAAGCUUGUCACCGCAACAAGUCGCACAAAAUCAAAUCAGACUGAAUUAGUGCGACUUAUGGCGGCGACAGCAUUCUGAUGUUGAGACAAAGAUUUCCAAAAAGAUUGUACCGUACACACGAGGCGAUUUGUCGCCGCGACGUGUCGCACAACAUGCUGCAGGAACUUAUCGCCCGACCUGUACACAUGGAGUGAUUUGUCGCCGCGAAUUGUUGCAGUGACAUGAUGCUGGUGUGUGCCAACCUUAGCUAAGACGAGGCGAGGCGAGAACCGUUCUCUGGCAAAAACGAAGUAUGUCGGCCUCUAGGUCUUACAGACCUCGGUUUUGAAAAGAAAAGGGGGAAAGGGUAGUUUUUCUUUUCAAGUCGCUUUUCUUUAUUUUCCAAUGUUGUAAUUUUGCAUUACAUGUAUUUUGAAUAUAUGUUUGUCAAUAAAGUAAUUUAACCAGAAAAAAAUAAAAAAGAAAAGAAAAGAAAAGCAAAGGAAAAGAAAAAAAAUUCGAGUCAUCUGUACAAGAGGUUUGGGUUACCGUGAGUAACACCUGUUUUCGGCCUUAGAUUUUCUGGGCACGAAACACAAGUCAAAUUACAGCAAACUAACUUUUAUGAUGCCCUUUUUUGCAGAAAUUUCAGUGGAAUGAGACGACAGAUCAAGAGUUAAUUUAUAAAUUCUUGAACAUUGCUUAUAAAUAUUAAAUAUGUAGUGAUGUGACAAAUAUCGGCCGGGUCUUGAUGACUGCACUCCAAUUAGAAAUUUAAUUGUUGCACAAAUUCACAUGUCCUUGUACAAAUCACUUUUCAUGUUACAAAUUUAAUUUUCUUAGUGGAAAUCCUUCUGUAUAAGUAUUAAUUACGUGCUUGUCAAUGCUAGUUAUGUUUAAGAGACUGAAAAUAUUCGUUAACUAAUAGAAUAAGAGUGAAG
Messenger RNA from Porites lobata, 2651 nucleotides. The record is from the annotation of a GenBank genome assembly. NCBI's taxonomy places the organism in Eukaryota, Metazoa, Cnidaria, Anthozoa, Scleractinia, Poritidae.